This is a messenger RNA of Pundamilia nyererei, 2181 nucleotides long. It is a transcript of the gene tpm4a, whose product is annotated as tropomyosin 4a. The record is from RefSeq and is a predicted model, not a curated record. Bases 216 to 1070 code for a protein of 284 amino acids. NCBI's taxonomy places the organism in Eukaryota, Metazoa, Chordata, Actinopteri, Cichliformes, Cichlidae. The transcript has 9 exons.
CAUCUCUGUUCACAGCUCUUUCUGUCUCCUUCCAUCUGUCUCUCCUUUUCUGUCUCUGCCUCUCUUGCUUUCUCGCUUUCUCUGCAGCUUUGUUCAGCUCGAGCUUUCUCCUGCACUGCAAGCAAGGCUGAAUCUCCUACAUCUCAGCGAGAGCCCAAACUUUUAACGGUGCGUUUGAACAUCUCAGAGGGAGAAAAUCCAGCCGAGCAGCCACCAUGGAGGCCAUCAAGAAGAAGAUGCAAAUGCUGAAACUGGACAAGGAGAAUGCCAUCGACCGGGCCGAGCAGGCAGAGACAGACAAGAAGGCGGCAGAGGACAAAUGCAAGCAGCUGGAGGAGGAGUUACUGGAUCUGCAGAAGAAGAUGAAGCAGACGGAGGAUGAACUGGACAAAUUCUCUGAGGGCCUGAAAGAUGCUCAGGAGAAACUGGAACUGUCUGAGAAGAAAGCUGCAGAUGCAGAGGGUGAGGUAGCAGCUCUUAACCGUAGGAUCCAGCUGGUGGAGGAGGAGCUGGACCGUGCCCAGGAGAGACUGGCCACAGCGCUGCAGAAACUGGAGGAGGCAGAGAAGGCUGCAGAUGAGAGCGAGAGAGGAAUGAAGGUGAUUGAGAACCGAGCGAUGAAGGAUGAGGAGAAGAUGGAGAUUCAGGAGAUGCAGCUGAAGGAGGCCAAACACAUCGCAGAGGAGGCCGACCGCAAAUACGAGGAGGUGGCUCGUAAACUGGUGAUCUUGGAGGGCGAGCUGGAGAGAGCUGAGGAGAGGGCCGAGCUCUCAGAAUGUAAAGCCAGUGACCUAGAGGAGGAGCUGAAAAAUGUGACCAACAACCUGAAGUCCUUAGAAGCCCAGUCUGAGAAGUACUCAGAAAAAGAAGACAAGUACGAAGAGGAGAUCAAAGUUCUGACUGACAAACUGAAGGAGGCUGAAACCCGUGCAGAGUUUGCCGAGAGGACAGUUGCCAAACUGGAAAAGAGCAUCGAUGACCUGGAAGAGAAACUAUCACAUGCCAAAGAGGAGAAUCUGGGCAUGCACCAAGUCCUGGACCAGACCCUGCAGGAGCUGAACAGCUUAUAAACACACACAGAGGAAGCUGGAGAGGAUGAGGUCGUCAUUAACAUUCCAUUAAACGUUCGACUCCAUUCCGCCUUUCGAGCUGUAAAAUCUUUAUUCCCCACCUAAAGGGGGAUUAACUUAAUGCUUGUCCCCUUUUUUUUUUUUUUUUUUCAAGCACAAUUUUUUUUUUUAAUAAAGAUUUUUUGAAUCCACUGCUACUUUAUUUUUUUUAAACCUACAGAUGUUCUUGUAGAAAUUCGUUUUUGACCACUUACAAAGAACUGGCACUAAAUUUGUCCAAAGAAACCUCAGAUUUGGUCACUCAACCACUUAAACAGACUUAAUUUUACACAUUAUGUGCACAUACAUUACACUUCUGAUUAUUUUUAAUACAUAGGCUACAUAUGGCAUAGGGGUUUGCUCAGUCUUGUGUGGCUUUUAAGCGCCACCUAGUGGUAAUUUGAAGUUAGUCAACAUUUUUUUUUCUUAUUAUUAUUCCAUUUUAUCUCCAGUGGCUGCAAAGUAACAGAUAUUUGACAGAUCUGUGCUCGUCUCAGUCUCUUUUUGUGUUAGAACAGCACAACAGUCACGUGAACAGAUGACCUGAUAACAAGGCUCAGUGAUUAAGACUUCUUUACAUUUAAUUAUAACGUAAUGCCUCUUUGGCCAAGGUGUUGAACCUGAUGCGGACGUUCUGAACACUUAAAUGCUUGACCUGACCACUGAUACCUAAUGCAUCAUUACCAACAAUAUGCCAUUGUGUAGCCAGUAUUUACAAUAUGAGUGAGCUAAACCCCAAACCACUGGAAGCUCAGUCAAGUUUUAUCAACCAUGGAAACUUAUUGUAUAUAGUAGAAUAAUGUUAGGUAAUGUGAGAAGUUGUAUUUUUUUUUCCUUGGGUUUUGUUUCAUUUACACCACUCCUUUUUGCCAGAGGAACUCUCAAAACCAAAGAACACACACAACACAGACAAUUCAUGAAAUGUUUUUAUUUUUUUUGUGAUGGUCAUCGUGGUUUCAUCUCAUGUCAGAGCCACUGAGAGUGCCUCACAUUUGGUUGAGACUGUUAUGAAAUACUUCAUUCACCCACCCCCACCCCACCCAUGUCAACCUAUUAAAAUGUUUUACAGAAA